GCCGGGACUGGGAUCGCUGCGGGAAAGCACGGGCCGGGGAGAGGGCGCUGCGCUCGGGCUACCCAAUGCGUGGACUAUCUGCAGCCGCUGCUCGUGCAAUAUGCUGGAGCUCCAGAACAUCUAAACGGAGUCGCCACACCGCUGCCUGGACUGGAUCACAGCGCUGCCUUUCCUUAUGAAGAAGACACAAACUUGGAUUGUCACUUGCAUUUAUCUUCAGCUGCUCCUAUUUAACCCUCUGGUCAAAACUAAAGGGCUCUGCAGGAACCGUGUGACUGAUGAUGUGAAAGACGUUACAAAAUUGGUGGCAAAUCUUCCAAAAGACUAUAAGAUAGCCCUCAAAUAUGUCCCCGGGAUGGAUGUGCUUCCUAGUCAUUGUUGGAUAAGCGUGAUGGUGGAACAGUUGUCAGUCAGUUUGACUGAUCUUCUGGACAAGUUUUCGAAUAUUUCUGAAGGCUUGAGUAAUUAUUCUAUCAUAGACAAACUUGUGAAAAUAGUGGAUGACCUUGUGGAGUGCGUGGAAGGACACUCAUCUGAGAAUGUAAAAAAAUCAUCUAAGAGCCCAGAACCCAGGCUUUUUACUCCUGAAGAAUUCUUUAGAAUUUUUAAUAGAUCCAUUGAUGCCUUCAAGGACUUGGAGAUGGUGGCAUCUAAAACUAGUGAAUGUGUGGUUUCUUCAACGUUAAGUCCUGAAAAAGAUUCCAGGGUCAGUGUCACAAAACCAUUUAUGUUACCCCCUGUUGCAGCCAGCUCCCUUAGGAAUGACAGCAGUAGCAGUAAUAGGAAGGCCACAAAUCCCAUAGAAGACUCCAGCAUACAAUGGGCAGUCAUGGCAUUGCCAGCGUGCUUUUCUCUUGUGAGAUUGCUUUUGGAGCCUUUCUACUGGAAGAAGAAACAACCGAAUCUCACAAGGACAGUUGAAAAUAUACAGAUUAACGAAGAGGAUAAUGAGAUAAGUAUGCUGCAAGAAAAAGAGAGAGAGUUUCAAGAGGUGUAAUUGUGGCUUAUAUCAACACUGUUACUUUUGUGCCUUGGCGGGUAACAGUUCAUGUUUGCUUCAUAAAUGAAGCAGCUUUAAACAAAUUCAUAUUCUGUCUGGAGUAACAGACUGCAUUUUUAUCUGUUCUUGCUACCCAUGACUCUAUAUGGAUGAUUCACAAAUUGGAACAAAGUGUUUUACUGUGAAACUGGCACUGAAUUAAUCAUCUAUAAAGAAGACCUUGCAUGGAGCAGGACUCUAUUUUAAAGACCUGGGGGACUGGUGGUCUCAUUUAGAACUUGCAACUGACGUUGGGAGAGAAAGCACGUGUCCCAGAUUGCAUGCACCAUUUUGCAUGCCUCCAGAAGUGUCUAAUUGCUGAAAAGUCACAUAGCUUUAUUUUCAGUUACAACCUGCAGUUCAUAGUAAUCUUGGUCUUUGCAAGUAGAUUUCAUCCUGUAUAGUGGGGAUAAUUUUUCUGAAAUGAAUCUAGAAAAAAUGUUAAAAACAAAAACUCAACAGCAUCAGCCAGUCUACAUUUAGAAAGCAGUAGGAACAAAAUGAUUGGAGUAGGCAACAUGUCAGCCUUGUAGCUGCUAAUUAAUGGUCUGGGUCUGAUCUUGGUCUCUUCUUGACAUAAACCUAUCUCCCACUAGACAAAUGGACAUGGUUAGCUGGAUCUAUCCAUGCUUGGGAGUCAGUAUUGUAUUAGAACAGUGAUGACAUCAAUAAAAUGGGAAAAAAAACCUGAAUGGGAGAAAAUAAUUGCAAGUCAUAUAUCUGAUAAGGGGCUAAUAGCUAAAUCUACCAAGAACUCCUACAAUAAUAGCAAAAAAAAGAAAAAGAAAAAAACCUCUAACUUAAAAAU
Molecule: messenger RNA, 1847 nt
Organism: Lynx canadensis (Canada lynx)
Lineage: Eukaryota; Metazoa; Chordata; Mammalia; Carnivora; Felidae
Gene: KITLG
Product: KIT ligand
Biological process (GO): cell adhesion; positive regulation of cell population proliferation
Cellular component (GO): plasma membrane
Molecular function (GO): cytokine activity; stem cell factor receptor binding
Source: RefSeq, a predicted model, not a curated record